This is a messenger RNA of Schistosoma turkestanicum, 1689 nucleotides long. NCBI's taxonomy places the organism in Eukaryota, Metazoa, Platyhelminthes, Trematoda, Strigeidida, Schistosomatidae. The record is from the annotation of a GenBank genome assembly.
AUGAAGUUUUCAUCGGCGAAUUUGUCUCCAUAUAUGCUUUUGCCACCUGUACCAUCACCCUUAGUGAAAUCACCACCUUGGCACAUGAAAUUUGGGAUUAUCCGAUGGAAUUUGGAACCUUUGUUUCCGCACUCAUUAACACGUACGUUACUGUUGUGUGUGUACUUGUUUCGCGUGUCAUCCUCCUAUUAUUCAUUCUAUUUCAAUCCCAUCUUCCAAAAUCUCAUGUCCAAUAAGAAUAAUAAAAAUGCUGAUGAUGAAUGGGAAACCGAACCGGAUUUUGUGAAUGAUGUAACAGAGAAAGAACAAAGAUGGGGUUCUAAAACUGUUGCUGGUUCUGGACAUCAAGCUUCCGUAGAUAUGAACGCGUUAAAAGAAGAAGUGAAACAAGCAGAUCGUUUGGCUAAAUUGAAAAUUGCACCUAAACCAUCUUAUGGUUAUGGUGGCCAAUUUGGUGUUGAGAAAGAUCGAAUGGAUAAGUCAGCAGUAGAUUGGAAUCAUGUUGAAGUGACUGAAAAGCAUGCAUCACAGAAAGAUUAUGCAAAAGGAUUUGGCGGUAAAUACGGUGUACAAACUGAUCGACAAGAUAAAUCAUCUGUUGGUUGGGAUCAUAAAGAAACCGUAGAAAAACAUUCAUCACAAAAAGAUUAUGCGAUUGGAUUUGGCGGUAAAUAUGGUGUACAAACUGAUCGACAAGAUAAGUCAUCUGUUGGUUGGGAUCAUAAAGAAACUGUAGAAAAGCAUUCAUCGCAAAAAGAUUAUUCAAUUGGAUUUGGCGGUAAAUAUGGUGUACAAACUGAUCGACAAGAUAAGUCAGCAUUAGGUUGGGAUCAUCAUGAACAAUCUAGUCAACAUCCAUCACAAGUGGAUUAUGCUAAAGGAUUCGGUGGUAAAUAUGGUUUACAAACAGAUCGAGUUGAUUCAUCCUCUGUUGGUUGGAAUGAUACGCAUCAAACAGAAUUACAUCCUUCACAAAUGAAAGCUACUGUCAAUAAAUCAGACAAUUUAAGUAGUAUACGUGCAAGAUUUGAACAGAAAGUGAACACUACAUCUGGUCCAUCUAUUGCACAACAACGUGUUCUUGAAGAACAAGCUCGAUGGAAUGUUGAACGUAAAUUACAACAACAGCAACAACAACUUGACGAACAAACAGAUCAAUCCAAUGAAAAGUCAACAAUUAACUUGAUGACAUCUAAAUCGCCUGAUUUGAGUCGUCACACUGAUGAUCAUGAUAACGAAGUGGCGCAGAAUUCAAAUGUUGUACAAAAUUACACAACUUCUAUUCAUUCAAACAGGAUAAGUGAUAAUACUACUACUAAUACUACUAAUACUACUACUAUUCCUCCUCCUCCUCCUCCUACUAUUAUUACUACUGUUCAUGAUGAUGAUGAUGACGAUAAUGAUCAUCAUCAUCCUAAUCAAUCGUUACAUGAUGAAAAUGAACAAAGAGAUUCCUUUGAAAAUCAUGCACAUGAUAAUGUUGUACAUGAUAAUUCUAAUCAAAAUGAGGAACAAUUAUUAACAGUGUUCGCUAUAUAUGAUUAUGAAGCUGCUGAAGAUGAUGAAUUGACAUUUGUAACCGGUGAAAAAAUUACCGAAGUGAUAAAAAUUGAUCCAGGCUGGUGGAGAGGUGUUUGUCGUGGUAAAUUAGGCUUAUUCCCAUCGAAUUAUGUUGAAAUACCACAAUGA